AUGUCUGCUUCUCAACCCAUCGCCAUCCUCUCGGUCUACGACAAGACGGGCCUGCUCGACCUUGCCAAGGGCCUCCACAGCCUCGGCGUGCGUCUGCUCGGCUCGGGCGGCACCGCCAAGCUCGUCCGCGAGGCAGGUCUCCCCAUCGGUGAUGUGUCCGACAUCACCAAAGCGCCCGAAAUGCUCGGCGGCCGCGUCAAGACACUGCACCCUGCUGUCCACGGCGGUAUCCUCGCCCAGACCGGCAAGUCCUCUGAUGUAGAGGACCUCAAGAAGCAGAGCAUCGAGCCCAUCGACAUCGUCGUCUGCAACCUGUACCCCUUCGAGGAGACGAUCGCCAAGGAGUCUAAGCCCUCCAUCGCUCAGGCCACCGAGGAGGUCGACAUCGGUGGUGUCACGCUUCUCCGCGCUGCCGCCAAGAACCACGAGCGCGUCUGGGUGCUCUCGGACCCCAAGGACUACACCAAGUUCCUCGACAACUACGGCUCGAAGGAUGCCGAGGCUGCCAAGGCCAACCGCAACGUCCUCGCUGUCAAGGCCUUCUCUCAGACCGCCCACUAUGACGAGGCCAUCAGCAACUACUAUCGCCAGCAGUACGCCGGUCUCGCCUCCAAGUCCACCGAUGUCGUUCAGCAGCUCCCGCUCCGAUACGGUGCCAACCCUCACCAGAAGCCCGCCCAGGCUUUUGUCACUGCCGGCGAGAUGCCCGUCAAGGCGCUCUGCGGCUCGCCUGGCUACAUCAACUUCCUCGACUCGCUCAACGCCUGGGCGCUCGUCCGUGAGCUCGCCGAGGCCACCGGUCUGCCUGCCGCUGCCAGCUUCAAGCACGUCUCGCCCGCCGGUGCCGCCGUCGGCGUUCCCCUCAGCGAUGUCGAGGCCAAGGCCUUCUUCGUCGACGACCUCGGACCGCUCUCUGGUCUCGCCACCGCCUACGCCCGCGCUCGUGGUGCCGACCGCAUGUCGUCUUUCGGUGAUUUUAUCGGUCUCUCCCACCCCGUCGACGUGCAGACCGCCAAGAUCAUCUCGCGCGAGGUGAGCGACGGUGUCAUUGCUCCCUCGUACGAGCCCGAAGCGCUCGAAAUCCUCCAGAAGAAGAAGGGCGGCAAGUACUGCGUGCUCCAAAUCGACCCCCAGUUCCAGCCAUCCGACGUCGAGACCCGCACCGUCUAUGGCGUUCAGCUGCAGCAGCGCCGCAACGACGUCAAGAUCACCAAGGACCUCUUCACCAACGUUGUCUCCGAGAACAAGACCGUUCCCGACGGCACCCAGCUCGACCUCAUGGUGGCGACGCUGGCACUCAAGUACACGCAGAGCAACUCGGUGUGCUACGCCAAGAACGGCCAGGUGAUCGGUCUAGGUGCAGGCCAGCAGUCGCGCAUCCACUGCACAAGGUUGGCAGGCAGCAAGACGGACAACUUCUGGCUGCGCCAGCACCCGCGCGUACUCGGCUUGCCGUUCAAGAAGGGCACCAAGCGACCGGAAAAGUCGAACGCCAUCGAUCUGUUCGUCGAGGGCACCGAGAACCUGUCCGCGGAGGAGAAGGCGGAGUGGGAGGCCAUUUUCGACGAAGUCCCCGCCGCGCUCAGCGCAGAGGAGCGCAAGGAGCACGCCAACAAGCUUUCGGGCGUUGUAUGCGCCAGCGACGCCUUCUUCCCCUUCCCCGACAACGUGCACCGCGCCAAGAGGAGUGGUACCAGCUUCAUCGUUGCGCCUGGCGGAUCGGUCAUGGAUGAUGCCUGUGUGGCGACCGCCAACAAGUACAACAUUGUCGUCGUCAGGACCAACCUCCGUCUCUUCCACCACUAG
Messenger RNA from Kalmanozyma brasiliensis GHG001, 1806 nucleotides. Its product is annotated as AICARFT/IMPCHase bienzyme. Gene Ontology annotation, molecular function: phosphoribosylaminoimidazolecarboxamide formyltransferase activity; IMP cyclohydrolase activity. Bases 1 to 1806 code for a protein of 601 amino acids. The record is from RefSeq and is a predicted model, not a curated record. The transcript has a single exon. Gene Ontology annotation, cellular component: cytosol. Gene Ontology annotation, biological process: 'de novo' IMP biosynthetic process. Lineage: Eukaryota; Fungi; Basidiomycota; Ustilaginomycetes; Ustilaginales.